This is a messenger RNA of Loxodonta africana (African savanna elephant), 1966 nucleotides long. RefSeq names its product protein POLR1D-like. The record is from RefSeq and is a predicted model, not a curated record. The transcript is spliced from 3 exons. Lineage: Eukaryota; Metazoa; Chordata; Mammalia; Proboscidea; Elephantidae. The coding region runs from base 177 to 461 and encodes 94 amino acids.
CCCAAUGAGACCUAACACUUGAUGACGCUAAGGGUGUGCAGUGCUGUCGUGUGCCUGCUCAAAUUUGGCCACUACCGUAGAUUGCUCAAGCAGAAGCCUUUGGCCAUUUCCACGCCAGGAAAGCGAUAGAAGAACUGCUUAAGGAAGCAAAACGUGGGAAAACGAGAGCAGAAACUAUGGGACCUAUGGGUUGGAUGAAGUGUCCUCUUGCUGGUACAAAUAAAAGAUUUCUAAUUAACACAAUUAAGAACACACUGCCCUCCCAUAAAGAGCAAGACCAUGAGCAAAAAGAAGACAACAAGGAGCCUGCGAAAAGCCAGACCCAGAAGGAAGGAAGCCCGAAGAAACACAGGACCCAUCCUUACAAGCACAGCGUCCAGGCGCGGAGCAGAACCCGGUACUCGCCUCCGAGGAAGCGGAGCACCCAGGAGAAGUCCCAGAGGCGCUCAAACAAACGAUGAGGCGGCCGUGAAGAAUAAGCAAGGCUGUCACAAGCGAUGGAUGCCGUUACAGUUGGGAUUGGGGGUUGUGUGGCUUUCUUUAAGCGGAGGAGGUGGUUGAGUACAGGUCUUUAGCUGGCAGAGAAAAUGUCCAAGAAUGAUUGUUAAAAUAGAUCCUUUGUUGUGGUUUGUAAAGAAGCUGACAGUGACAAGCAAAAAAUGACCUAGUGGUUCUUCAAGGAAAUUAGUACCACGGGUCAUGCUCUGAAGCUGUCUUGGCAAGUUUAAGCUACUUCUGCGGUGUAGUAUAUACAUACAUAUUGUUUUUAUUCUACCUUAUUUGGAAGUUAGUUUCAAAAUAAGUUAAUCUAGAAUUUAAAAGUUUUUAGAGAUUGUUAAAAAAUUGUUUGAUUUUCUUUUCUUUUGGAUGUGCUACAAUUGUGGUCGUUUCUCAGAAUUUCUUGAACAAUAAAAUACUUGUCAACCCUCUGCUUUACACUUUUGGGUGUCAGAUUUGAAAUUUAGAAAUCACCUGGCCAGUAACAAUAUUUAUGAAAAGUUGUCACCCUCCAGGGCCUGGGGACUUCCCCAGAAAUCCUUUGGUAACUCUGCACUUGACCUCCUUGAAGUGGACAAUGUAGGGCAUUUCUAAAAUGGCUUGAAUUUUGUGCUCUCUACCAGUCCUCAGAGGCAAAAAUUGGCUCUGAUGUUUCCUUGUGUGUUUUUAUACUCAUUCCUGAGCUAUAACAUUUUCCUGUGUUUAAUAUUUUUGACUCUAGCUUUUAAGAGGUGCUUUAAAAAGAACCCUCAGAAGUUAACAUUAACAUAAUUAUUUUAGUGCUGUAUCUUCUUUAGCUAAAAUACUACUCAAAGUAUGAUUGUUCUAGAAAUCUUAAUUUUAAACAGUGUUUUUACAAUGCUUUUUUCUUCUUUUCCAAUCUCUCUGUGAGUCUGCUUUAACAUACAAUUGCAAGCCUUUCAAACCUGUAUUCUUCCCUUCACACUCAGGAAAAUGUCACCGAGCACCCUCCUCCUGGUCCACAAAAGGAAGAAGAAUCUGUCUCUCCCGCCCCCCUCCCCAACUUUCCAAAGCAUCUGAGCUUAUGCCUGGCUGCUCCCAGAUAAUCACUCUGCCAUAGCCAUGCCCCCAGCUUCCUGGCAGCCAAGAAAAGCCUUUUCCACAGGCUAGGAGAGAGCAUAUCUGAGAAGCUAGCAUUGGAGUCUUACAGAGAAACUAGAAUAGACCGUGUAUGGCUCCCUGCACCACGCUGUGUGCCACACCCUCAGUGGGCUCCAGGCCUCCAGCUCAGGCGUGACAGACCCUGCCUCUCACCCAUGAGCCUAGGGACUCCUGUUACUUUGUAACAACACACAUUCCUUUCAAACAAAAUUUGUUUCACCUGACUUCCUCCAGAUCUAGUUAUGUAUUUGCCUAUAUUUGUGCUAUAAUUUUGAAAUGUUUUGUCUUUAAACAUUAGAGAUAGCAUAGAGUUGUGGAAGUAAAAAUAAAGCUCCAUUAUAUCAUU